Messenger RNA from Fusarium oxysporum Fo47, 1377 nucleotides. RefSeq names its product flavin monoamine oxidase family protein. Bases 1 to 1377 code for a protein of 458 amino acids. The record is from RefSeq and is a predicted model, not a curated record. Gene Ontology annotation, molecular function: oxidoreductase activity. NCBI's taxonomy places the organism in Eukaryota, Fungi, Ascomycota, Sordariomycetes, Hypocreales, Nectriaceae. The transcript is spliced from 2 exons.
AUGCUAGACCUCGUCAUAAUCGGCGCCGGCUUCUCCGGUCUUCAAGCUGCAGUCACCGCCCAAAAAGCCGGUCUAUCGAUCGCAAUUCUCGAAGCUCGCGACCGUGUUGGUGGUAAAUCCUGGACUGUUCCACUCAAAAACGCAAACGGAAAAGCAGAUCUCGGCGCUGCUUGGGUGAAUGAUGAACUACAACCCCUCGUUUGGUCGUAUAUCCAACAAUUCGGACUCGAGGAUCAAAUCGUGAAGCAAAGACUUGGCCAUAAGGCUGUCAUGGUCAGUGCAGAUGGGGAGAGGAUUGAGUUUCCUUUUGGUAUCACGCCUGAUUUUACGCAUGAAGAGAAAACGAAUCUUGAGAUGGCUAGGGAUCACAUCCAAGCUGAAUCUUUGAAGCCCGAUGGAUUCCGGAAAGAUGAUGAUCAGAUCAGUUUGGAUCAAUAUGUUCGAAAUCUCGGCGGCGGCUCCAAAACUCUCGAGAUGGUGAAUCUUUGGGUUCGAGUUAUGCAUGGUCUAGAAUCGACUGAAGAAUCCGCAGCCUGGUUCAUCGAAUACUGCCGCACAAACCAUGGUCUUCUAGCUAUUCGAGCAGAUGAUCGCACGGGUGGUAAUUACUUGCGCAUCAAAUCCGGUACACAAUCCAUCGCCAAGGGCAUGGCUGAUCUCAUCGGCCAUGAGAACAUCCACUUCUCAAGCCCCGUUGCUUCAAUCGAGCAAAGCAAGUCAGGUGUCGCUGUGAGAACGACGACUGCAAAGGUUAUCAAGGCCAAGAAAGUCAUCAUCUCGAUACCUUCAGCUAUGCUCAAAGAACUCACCUUCUCACCCCCUUUACCUAAGCGAGCACAGGAGGUCUCCAAUAACACCAAAUUGGGUCAUUACAACAAAGCCAUUGUGUUUUACAGCAAACCUUGGUGGCGCGAUGGUGGAUUCAACGGCUUUUUCAUGGACUUCCGCGGCCCAGCCUGCGUUGUACGCGAUACCUCUUUCGACGAUGAAGGUAUCUACGGGUUCACUUGUUUCGUCAACGGUAAACCCGGUGAAGAAUGGAGUAAACAGUCCCCUGAGACUCGACGAACGGUUAUUCUUGAUCAACUCGCGUACGCUUUCGAUUCGUCGGAAGCUUAUAACCCGCUUGAGUUUGUUGAGCAGAUCUGGCAGAAUGAGGAGUUUAGUCGUGGCGCUCUUGCACCCGUCACAAAGAUCGGACAUCUUGCCAAGUAUAGGGAUAUAUAUGGUAAACCGGUGGGAAACAUUCACUUUGUGGGAACCGAAUAUGCGACGCACUGGAAGGGAUAUCUUGAGGGUGCUUUGACGUCGGGACAUGCUGGGGCGAAGGAGGUUAUUGAGGCGCUGAAAGAUCAAUCUUUGCAGGCAAAGCUCUAA